AUGUCGUCUCAUAAAGCCUCGUAUGAAAAGUGGCAUGAUGGUAUAUCAAAGUUGGAUUUGAAACAACGUCGCACUUGUAUCCUAUAUAGUAAACAACAACAAUUACAACAAGCGCUACUGCAACAACAACAAAACGACACAUGUGGUUGUGGUCGUUUGAGAAGAUCACACAGCUACGAAAAUCUAUCUGAAUCACCACCUAUAUCACCAAGUAAUGAUAGGUGGAAUUAUUUAAGUUGUUCAAAACCAAUAGAAGAUACAAAAAAUUUUGGUAUUUUGUGCAAUCCAUAUGAAUCCCGCUUAACUAAGGUAUGUAUUCGUUGUGAUUUCAAAGCAUCGGCUGAAAAACUUUACAAUUUGAUAUGUACGGAUUGCAACCGAAAACCAGGCCUAAUAAUAAGUAUUUAUGGUGGUGCAAAAAAUUUUAAAAUGAACGAACGUUUGGAGAAGGAAUUCAUGCGUGGUAUUAUUGAAGCAACUACAGUUGCUGGUAAUGUUUAA
Molecule: messenger RNA, 501 nt
Organism: Rotaria sp. Silwood1
Lineage: Eukaryota; Metazoa; Rotifera; Eurotatoria; Philodinida; Philodinidae
Source: the annotation of a GenBank genome assembly